Periconia digitata is the source of this 2550-nucleotide messenger RNA. The record is from the annotation of a GenBank genome assembly. NCBI's taxonomy places the organism in Eukaryota, Fungi, Ascomycota, Dothideomycetes, Pleosporales, Periconiaceae.
UCAUAUAUACAUGAAAACGCCACACCGAAUUCAAGCACAAUGAGCCAGCCAGCCCCCCAACACACGUCCUCUUCUCCACUAGAACGACCUCCAAAAAUCCUCUACAUAGACGCCCACGACUCCUUCGCAAACAACAUAAUCGGCCUCCUAACUACCCACCUCCACGCGCACGUAACCCGUCUCCCCAUAACUUCUCCAUCGUUGACCUCGCUCCCAACCCUCAAACGCACAAUACGCUCCUAUGAUGCUGUCGUUGUCGGACCCGGACCCGGACACCCUGAUAUCGCUGCCGAUGUAGGCUGCAUACCGCUGCUUUGGGAAUUGGACUCGGAAGAUCAGAUACCAGUGUUGGGCGUUUGUCUGGGGUUCCAGUCAUUGUGUUUGGCAUAUGGUGCAAGCGUGGAGAGAUUGAAGAGGGCGAGACAUGGGAUUGUUGCCAGAGUGAUACAUCGUGGCGGGGAGGGGAUGGGAGGUGGGAUCUUUGACGGAGUGGGCGAGGGGUUGGAAGCAACUAUGUAUCACUCUUUACAUGUCGAUCUUUAUCGUUCGAAGAGUGUGCGGCGUAAUGGGGAUGAGAAGGAGAAGGAUGCAGAGAUUGGAGGAGAGAUUUUCUGGGAGCCGACGGAGACGUGUCCGGAGUUGCAGCCGUUGGCGUGGGAUGUCACGGAUGUUGCUGCCAAUGGCCCUGUCUUGAUGGCCGUCAGACACAAGUCAAGACCGUUUUGGGGCGUGCAGUUCCAUCCCGAGUCGAUCUGCACGAACGAAGGAGGGAGAAAGAUGGUUCUGAAUUGGUGGGCGUGUGCUGAGAAGUGGCUGGAACAGCGUGGCGGUCGACGGAUGACACGUGAAAUGAAGUUUCGGGAAGAUGAAGGAGUUGGUGAAAAGACUGUUCGUUUUGCUUCGAGUCUUCUGGAUGGUUGUUCUCCAGGUGACAGUCCGACGAGCAAUUCGCCUAGAUCGCAUCUUGCGAGCCUGCUGCGAUCUGCGAAUGAGGACGACGGAACAACUCUGCGGUGGAGACAAUACUCCUUGUCCCCAGAAAUUACUCCUACAGUCCUGGUGGAAGCACUGGGCCAAAGACGCGAGGAAUAUGUUCUCCUUGACUCUCAGAACCAUCCCUCUGGCAGAUACAGCAUUCUCGGGCUCACUGUCCCCGACAAAACGAUGAGAGUCACGUACAAAGUCUCAAAUAAGACGCUGCAGUAUGGAUUCAACAAAAGCAAUACGCGUACGAUGCAAAUCGACUCCAUUGAUGAAGUCUGGCCAAUGCUGCAGGAAGCAUUAUCACUGUGCGAUCCGCGCGGUCGUGGCAUGGGAUCUUCCCGGGCAUCGAGUAACAGAUCCAGUAGCAGUUCUAUAGAACUGCAUCAUGAUGCCGAUGCCGAGCUUCCAGCCGACAGUCCGUUCUGGGGUGGCUUCAUGGGGUAUAUUUCCUACGAAGCUGGAUUGGAAACAAUCGAUGUCACCCCACACGCUUACUCUGAGACAAUCCCCGAUAUAAAUUUCGCUUUCAUGCAUCGAAGUAUCGUCAUCGAUCACAAAACGUCUUGCGUGUAUAUUCAAUCCCUACUGCCAGAAGACUGGACAUGGAUAACGGACACGGGGCGAAUCCUCGAUGAUCUAUCAAACCGCACCGAACUCGCUGCAAAAGACAUGUCGCUCGCCUCAGCCCGAGACAACGAAAUCCUAGACCGCAGUCUACGCACCGCACAAAUCCACCGUCCCUCAGAACCGACAUACCGCGACAAAGUCCUCCGCUGCCAGGAAUACCUCGCCACAGGCGACUCGUACGAGCUCUGCCUAACCGACUCGACCGCAAUCCACUCCCCAGGAAUCGACGACUGGACACUCUACAAGCGGCUCCGCCUCAACAACAAAGCCCCCUUCGGAGCCUUCCUGCGGCUCUCUGGCGUCUCCAUCGUCGGCAGCAGUCCCGAGCGCUUCCUGAGCUGGUCACGAACCGGCGCAUGCCAAUUCCGCCCCAUCAAAGGAACCGUCAAGAAAAGCGCCUCCGUGACGCGCGAAAAAGCGCACGAGAUCCUGCGCAGCUCCAAAGAGCGCGCCGAAAACCUCAUGAUUGUCGAUCUCAUCCGGCACGAUCUCAGCGGCGUCAUUGGCGCCCACAGGACGUGGGUGUCGAAACUGAUGGUCGUUGAAGAGUACGAGACGGUGUAUCAGUUGGUUUCGGUGAUUGAGGGUCAGCUCCCGGAGGAUGGGACGCGGCGCGGCCUCGAUGUGCUGAGGGCUUCGCUGCCUCCGGGGUCGAUGACGGGAGCGCCCAAGAAGCGCUCGUGCGAGAUCCUGGGGAAUAUCGAGCGUCGUCCAAGAGGGAUCUACUCGGGGGUCCUGGGGUACAUGGAUGUUGGCGGUGCGGGGGAUUUCAGUGUGGUUAUUAGAACGGCUGUGAACAGCCAUGUCCAGAGCGAUGUGUGGCAUAUUGGCGCCGGCGGAGCGGUGACGAUCCAGAGCACCGACGAAGGCGAGUUCCAGGAGAUGGAGACCAAGUGCUCGAGUGUACUUGGUGCGUUAUUCUCCGGCACCAGGGGCUGA